This is a messenger RNA of Cottoperca gobio, 2121 nucleotides long. RefSeq names its product sedoheptulokinase (gene shpk). Gene Ontology annotation, cellular component: cytosol. Gene Ontology annotation, molecular function: sedoheptulokinase activity. Lineage: Eukaryota; Metazoa; Chordata; Actinopteri; Perciformes; Bovichtidae. Gene Ontology annotation, biological process: glycerol metabolic process; cellular response to lipopolysaccharide; phosphorylation. The transcript is spliced from 7 exons. The record is from RefSeq and is a predicted model, not a curated record. The coding region runs from base 41 to 1441 and encodes 466 amino acids.
CAUACAGCUGAGUUUCCAAAGAACCUUUUCAUCAGCAGCAAUGUCUACCUAUAUACUGGGAAUAGACGUGGGCACCACGUCGGUUAAAGCCGUGUUAUUAGAAACUGGUUCCAGAUCGGUGGUUGCAAGUCACGCUUUGCCAACUACGUCUGAUAUAGUCGACAAGAGCGGGAUAAAGGCAAAAGAGCAGGAGACUGGCCGGAUCAUAGACACUUUGAACCGGUGCAUCGACCUGCUGCCCGGAGACAAACUACAGAAUGUCAGCACCAUCGGGCUGUCCGGACAGAUGCACGGGGUUUUAUUCUGGAAAGCAACGAGCGGUUGUGAUUGGUCCAAGAGGGAUUUCUUCACAACCAGAGACAGCAGUCAGCUCAUCACCUGGCAGGAUGGGCGCUGCAGCAGCAACUUCCUGUCCUCACUUCCAGAACCUGAUUCGCAUAUCAGCGUGGCCACGGGCUUUGGCUGUGCAACAAUCUUGUGGUACAUGAGAAACAGGCCUGAGUUUCUUGAGGACUUCACAGUUGCAGGUACCAUCCAGGACUAUGUGGUGUCCAUGCUGUGUGGUUUGGACGGCUGUGUGAUGACGCCCCAGAAUGCAGCCAGCUGGGGCUUCUUCAACACCUCCUCCAACCAGUGGAAUAUAGACAUUCUGAAGGGUGCUGGCUUCCCUUUGGGCCUGCUUCCUCUGUGUGUGCCAUCUGGUGGCUUGGCGGGACAGACGUGCGCUGACUGGCAUGGUGUCCCUGCUGGUACGCCAGUAGGGGCUGCCCUGGGAGACUUCCAGUGCUCGGUCUACUCCUGCAUGAGUGCACGAACAGACGCAGUUCUUAACAUAAGCACCUCAGCCCAACUGACCUUCGCCAUGCCAGCUGACUUCAAACCUCCAGAUAUUCCUCAGCCUGCCUCCUCCAUCUCCUACUUCCCCUACUUUGACGACUCGUACCUGUCGGUGGCGGCUUCGCUCAACGGAGGGAAUGUACUGGCCACUUUUGUGGAGAUGCUCACUUCCUGGAUGAAAGAGCUUGGUGCAGAGAUGAGUGAUUCGUGCUUAUAUGAGAAGCUGAUUCAUUGCGCCCUGAAUCAGGAAACGAGCGAGCUGAGUGUGAGUCCUACUCUCCUGGGAGAGAGACACGACCCUCUCUGCCUGGGUCAAGUGACCAACAUCUCCACUACCAAUCUCUCUCUGGGUCAUGUGACCAGGGCGCUGUGCCGCGGCGUCCUGGAAAACAUCACCUCCAUGAUGCCUGCUGAGCGUCUGCAGCAGGCGGGGGUCUGCAGGAUUGUAGGCAGUGGCAGCGCCAUCGCCCGCAAUGAGGUGCUGAGGCAGGAAGUGGAGAAGGUAUUUCCUCAGCCGGUGGUAUACGGACAAAACGCCGACUCUGCUAUCGGAGUGGCCAUGGUCCUCUGUGACCUAGUGAGAGUGGUGUACAUGAUUAAGUGAAGAUUAUAAAGUACCUUUAUCGAAUGGUAUCGCUUUGCACGUUUUUACGUUACCUGAAAGCCACCAUUGUUGCUUGUAAAAUGCAACAAUGCUUGUAAUCAUCAUGCUGUAAUCAUCAUGCUUGUAAAACUGUGGUAACACCAGCCGGCGCCUGCAUUUCAAGGAUGACCUGGAAGAUCCUGAAAGAUACCACAGCAUUACCGCAGUUUUGCACCCAGCGGCUCGCUAUCUCAGUUUUUUAAAGGGAGGGGUAUUCAAUUGGUUGCAAUCUGUAACCGCAAUGCUAGAUGCCUCCAAAUCCUACACACUGUCCCUUUUUUAAUAAAACCAUAGCUACUGUACUGCUUGUUAUUGUUUAUCAGCAAGGCCAGUGAGAUGAGGUGUAGCAAUGAUUGAUGUGCAAUUCUGUAGGAUUGUUGCCAGUAAGCUAAUUGGUUAACGUCAGAGGAUCAGAAACAUUUACACUAAGAACCAGAGUACUCGUUCACUCACCACACUUUUAUAUGAUAUCUAUAUUUAUGAAUACUGCUCUCUUAAUUUUAAGUCUUAAUCUUACAUUUUGAACUUCUGCCACUCUCUUGGUAGGUACGUUUCCUUGGAUUUUGUCUGUUUUUAAAAGUUAAUUUUGCUUACAGUUCUUGUCAACUUUGUUUUCAACAUAUAAACUGAUGUUAAAUUUG